Messenger RNA from Amphiprion ocellaris (clown anemonefish), 5959 nucleotides. RefSeq names its product alpha-1,6-mannosylglycoprotein 6-beta-N-acetylglucosaminyltransferase B-like. Lineage: Eukaryota; Metazoa; Chordata; Actinopteri; Pomacentridae. Gene Ontology annotation, molecular function: alpha-1,6-mannosylglycoprotein 6-beta-N-acetylglucosaminyltransferase activity. The coding region runs from base 1886 to 4147 and encodes 753 amino acids. Gene Ontology annotation, cellular component: Golgi apparatus. The transcript is spliced from 19 exons. Gene Ontology annotation, biological process: protein N-linked glycosylation. The record is from RefSeq and is a predicted model, not a curated record.
CGGCCGAACGGCCCUAACGUCAUUUGUGUGCGACGCAAGCGCAACAGAGCAAUGGAGAACAUCGGGGCUGUGGUAUACCUGCUGCUGGCUCUGAGGCUUUUUGUCACAUCCAGAGUGAGAGAACAGAGUCAGAAAAGGCUGAGGGCGGUGAGGAGAAAGCUAAGGGCGGCGAGGCGAAAGACUAAGGAGACACACAGGAGAGUUUGGGAGGCGAUACAGCAGUAUCAUGCCGAGGAGAGGGUACGAGCUCGACGACGUAUGAGGAUGGCUCUCUUGUUGCAAAAUUAUCGCCGCAAACCGUCUGUCUGGGCGUUCAACCGAGCCUCCCAGUGAUGGGAUUUCAUUGUUCCUGGCUUCACAAACGUGCAGUGGGUGCAGAACUUCAGGAUAUCUGAAGAGACGAUGGACUUCCUGUGCGUCAAAUUGCGUCCGGUUAUGGAGCGACAAAACACCACUUACAGAGACUGUGUGCCCCUAAAGAAGAGAGUAGCUAUUGCACUGUGGAAGCUUGCCACUGGCUCGGAUUACAGAAGUAUUGGUCAUCUCUUUGGAGUUAGCAACACGACGUGUGCAGGUGUGUGCAGGAUUUUUGUGCUGCGGCAGAAAUGUUGCUGGUGCCAGAACAAAUCCGGUACCCCAACGAAGAGAGGUUCAGAGAAAUGGCUGUCCACAUUGAAAACAGGUGGGGGCUCCCACAGUGUGUGGGUGCUAUUGAUGGCUCUCACAUACCCAUAAUAGCAACAAAGACAGGGAGAAGGAGGGAGAAGGAAGAACGGAGGAAGAAGGGCAGGGGCUGGAGCAGGAUCAUAACAGAAUGGUACAAUCUGGUAUGAUAUGGAGCGAUAGGAUGCAAUACAAUAAGAUAUUAUACGGUAUGAUAUGACAUGAUGCAGUAUGACACACUACAGUACAAUACAGUAUGACAUGAUAUGAAAUGAUACAGUAAGAUGCAAUAUGAAAUAAAACAAUAGAGUAUGAUAUGAGAUGAGACAAUACAACAUAUAUGCUUCAUUCUCGCCAUGGGAAAAUAUGUCUUAGACUCAAGUGCUGCACAUGUAUAGCUGCUUUUGAAGCAAAACACAACCCCAUAUUACAUAUAUUGCACAUUAAAUUGUAAGAUACGUAAUUUGACAAAAAAUACUUGCUACCAAGUCUUUGCAAAACAUACUUGUCCUUCAGUUAAUGAGACCUUUAGAUAAGUUCAUGUAAUUUCUCUCUCACAUGCUUACCUUGUAGUAUUUACUAUGUAUUCAACCAAAAAAGAUAUUCAUAUAUACUGUAGAUUGAUUUCUGUCAGAAUUGUUUGAGAACUGCAAGUAAGAAGCACAAUAAGACGGAAUUACAACGUUUUCUGUAUUUGUUCUUCAUACACUUUACACAGGGCAUUUUCUUUUUGUCUCUCAGUAUCAUUACUAUUAUUACUGUCAUUAAGUUUCUUCCGUCUCGUGUCUGUAUCAUUAUUUUCAGUGCCAAAGGUUUGCACCAGUUAAGCUAUUUAAAUGAGCUCCCUGCUUGAGUAUCAAUUCACAACCACAGCUUAAGUCUAGCUAGUGAGACUGAAAGAAACUGUCACCCAAUAGCGUGGGCUCCAUUGUAUCUGUGAAAGGCCUAAGUAGCACUCUGGGUAUUGUUUUCUUUAAAGGGGAGUCAGGUUACCUUGACAACCACAGGAUGCCUACCCAUAGGCCCUGCGAGAGAGAAAAGGCUGGGCCAGAGAAGGAGGGAAAGAGAGCGAAAAGAGAUAAAAAAGGAGGCAAGAUACUUCCCAGCCCCAACUUUAUUUCCUUUUUCAAGUUUUUGUGUUUUGGAAACAGGCCUGAUGGUUGCCUGUGGAUUGGGAUGACGACCCAAGGAGUGAGAUCCUACACCCUGUAAACAGAGGGCCAUGCGUGUUGCACUGCGGCCUCGCAGUGGUUGCCUGGUGCUCUGUCUGUGCCUUUCUGUGGUCACCCUUCUGCUGCAGAGCCUCUGGGUGCCACUUGAGAUGACGAGGGAUGAACCUGCUGGUAGAUCACCUGAGGAGCAGGGUCAGCGUGGUCUUGGUUUUCGAAGAUUGGCUCUUCGCUUGGAGGCUCUGAGUACUCAGGUGCAGAGGCUGAGCAAAGAGAGAGAUUUCACCCAGCUGACCAGAAAUGAUCUCAGCUUGAUACUGCAGAGCUUUAGACAGGACCAGCAAGGCUUGGCCCACCUGGUAGAAAGGGAGCUGAAGAGAGUGUCCCAGACCCUUGAUCAGCUCAGCCGUCAUCACCACCAUCACCAUCAGCCUCAAACACCAUCACCACAUGACGACCAGAGACCACACGCAGGGCCCACUGAGAAGUGUGAGGUGCCAAUGGAUCCUGCAUAUCCUGUGUGUGCACAGAAAGUGGAGUUCCUUCAGGCUCGCUGGCAAUCAGACCCAUGCUAUGCCUUUUAUGGGGUGGAUGGUACCACUUGCUCCAUCUUGACUUACCUCAGCCAAGUAGAAGACUUCUGCCCCCCUCGUCUUGGAAGGAACCACACUGCUCUGCCUUGGCAUCAGAAACCUCCCUCUUAUACAGAAAAGGCUGAGAUACGCACAACUCUGAGGCCACUGUAUGAGGCGAUCAGCAACAACAGUGGGUUGGCAAUGAAGUUCAUCCGGGCCAGAAUGGAAAGAAUGUCUGAACGGUGGACACAGGCUGGUGUGAGAAUGAAGCAGAGCAGCAACAGAACCAUCUCAGCCCAGAUUAGGGUGCUGCUUUACCCCGGGGCUCUAGCUGGUAGUGUUGGCCAACGUUUUGAAGCCAUGGUGGAGAGAGGAGGUCCUCUGGGAGAGCUGGUCCAAUGGGCUGACCUCAGUGCCUGUUUGACAAUCCUGGGCCACAACGUGACCUUCAGCACCUCACAGCGCCAACUCAAUAGCCUGAUAGGUGCUGCUCCAGGUCGAGGCAGUUGUCCAAUCCAAAGGCCCAUCACCUUCGACCUCAUCUACACCGACUACCAUGGCCUUGCUCACCUCCAGGGAGCCAUGGGACUCGCUUUCCAGCAUUACCAGUGCCACUUCAGAAUCCUGGACUCAUUUGGCACCGAACCAGUGUUCAACUUGGCGAGUUAUGCCCGCAGCCACGGAUAUAAAACACUGUGGGGCAGCUGGGGCCUCCAACCUCUGCAGUACAUGACCAUGUUCCCUCAUACUCCUGAUAAUUCCUUCCUGGGCUUUGUGAGUGAAGAGGCAGUGAGAAAGGAGGUGAGGGAGGAUGAGCUUGAGCCAGAGAGCUACAGGAAAGAAAGGAUAGCAGUCGUGUAUGGAAAACAGGACUACAUGUGGCAGGGUAAAUCUGAAUAUGUGAAGGUGAUCAGCGAGGAACUGGAGACUCAUGCCACAGUCUACCAGCCACCAGGACACGCCUCAAAUCUACCCAGUUUCAUCAGAAAUCACGGACUGCUGACUCAGGAACACUUCCUACGACUUCUCCGCAGAGCUAAGCUGUUUGUGGGUCUUGGUUUUCCUUAUGAGGGUCCAGCUCCUAUUGAAGCCAUAGCUCUAGGGUGCAUCUUCCUUCAGCCACGAUUUGACCCUCCACACUCAUCAGAGAACAACGACUUCUACAAGGGGAAGCCCACAACGAGACAGAUCUCCUCACAGCACCCUUAUGCUGAAGAGUUCAUUGGUAAACCGUAUGUGUGGAGCGUGGAUGUGACCAAUAGCACCGAAAUACGGGAGGCAGUCGGAGCUAUUCUAAGCACCGAGGUGAAGUCUUUCACUCCUCAAGAGUUCACUUGUGUGGGAAUGUUGGAGCGGGUUCAUGGUUACAUCACUCACCAGAACUUCUGCAGUAAAUCUGCCCCGACUUGGCCACCAGAAAGUGCUCUCAAGGUGCACCUGGGUCCACUGGGCCAGUCCUGUGUGAGUGUGUGUCGACGCUCCUCCCUCUUGUGCGAGCCCGCUCUGUUUCACCACCUCAACACUCUUUCUGCGUUUAUCAGUCUGGGACUUGGAUGCUCCAGCACAGUGCAGGAGGUCAACCACCUGUUUCCUUCCUACAGCCCUUGGGGCCGUCACUGUGGCCUUCAACAGGAGCCUCUGCUGUUCAGUUGUGCUGGUUCUGACCCUUCAUACCGUAGACUGUGUCCCUGCAGAGUGCACCUACCUGGACAGGUGGCACUCUGCCCUGACUGCCUCUAAGCAACAUUACUUAAGACCUCAGGGAGAAAAUAGCAAAAGACGGCACCAAAGAGCCAUCCGCAAUGCAUACUGUACAGGUAAAGAUUCCCAGCCAAAAGGAGCCAGCUGUCCUGCCAAAGCUAAUGAAAGCUUGUUUGUGGAUGUCAUAAAGUUAGAGAUACUUUGUUUAUAGUCACAUGCUGAAAUUAAAAUCCUUUCAGUCAGUACCUGCUACAUUUAUUUAGUUUUUGCAUUGCUAGAGUUGUCCUAUGCAAUUAUUUGGACAGUAGUUUGUUUUUUUUUUGUAUUUUUUUGAUGAUGUUCAUUACUCAGGAAGCAAAUAUGAUUGAUUUUCAUUUCAGAAGUAUUUGAAAUGUUGAAGGAUGAUGAAUUCAAGACCAGGCCAAAUGAAAUCCCUCUUGUUGCUGCAGCCUUUUCUUGAUCCCUUAAGCAAACAGUCAUUAAUGAUAGCUAUGAUGCACUUUCAGGAAAAUUCCUUUAGAUGUAUUUAAAUUAGGUGGGAAUUGGCAACAGUGAGUUUAAAGUGGUUCAGUUCACAGCGUUUAGCUUCUCUUUGCCUUCUCCAGAUCACACACAGUACAGUGAACUUCAGCAUUAUGCUAAAUAAUUAGCUAAUUAUUCAUUGCAUUGCAGUAAUGUAUCACACUGGUCAGUGUUGCAUGGGAUUGCAACUCAUGUAGCUCCUUAAUGCUUUGCUGGCUGCAAAUAUUAGCCCGGGCCUCAAAGGAACGUGGGUGACAGCCUAAGUGAUGAGGCUCAUUAUCUGAGUGAAUCAUGGAUAACCUUUGAAUCCCUUUGGGAGGUCACAGCCAUAUGACCAUGAUUAUACUGUCAUAUAAACCAUUGGUUCCCAACCGUCUUUGACUUUGGAAACCCCCUCCGCUCUGUUAAAAUCCAUGCCCCCCCCACCAGUAUAUGCAGAACCUCAUUGUUUGUCUUUCAAACACAUAUUUUGCGUCAUUUACAGCGGGAAAAAAGUCACAGAAGACAGGAUUAAUUGUGUUUUCUUGAGAUAUUUUACUAGAAAUUACACCUUAAAAUGAUUUUGAUCAUAACAAAUGACUCAUUUUGCCCAGAGUUCCUGUGUUUUGCUCCAGUAUUACAGUAUUCCCUGAUUGCCUCAUGUACUACAAAUUGUGCAGAGCCCCCCCCCCCCAAGGUUUUUUUCAACCCAGGUUGAUAUGAGCAAAAGUGGAAACUUUACAUACAGUAUACAUAGUGAUUUGGAGAGGUUUUACAUUUCCACUUUGGAAACCUCAAAGAAUCACACAGGCUUAUCUCAUCAUCCCCCUCCUGCACAACAACAUGUGAAAGAAAUGAUAACAACUAAAGGCCAAACUACAGUCCACAGUCAGUGGUGUCAGUGAUGGGGUGCUGCACUUACAUGGCACAGCUGUUAGCGAAGAUAGCUCCAACAACGGCAACAAGCUGCUACUCUGAAUUUGAUUGAUGUGACCGUUUUUCUUGGAAACGAUGCACCAGUGAAUGUUAACUGGCAGAAAAAGAGACCGUUUCUGCCUCAAUACACUCCAUGCGACCAGAACAUGUUGUCACUCAGGGAACAGACCGCUCAGGGCUGCGACAAGAAGACCGGCCGACAAUGUGAUUGACUAGUAAAUGGCUGUGAAAUGGUCCAUGAAAACAACAUUUGUGAUGACUUUGGUGGAUUUUGGUGAAUUCAUUUGGCUCUGUCGAAUGUGACUUUUGCUUGAUUAGCAGCUGAAUGGUCCAAAGAUGAUGAAAAUGAACUUGUGUUGAUGUCAAAGAGGCUUUUUGGAAUAAAAGAAAAAUAAAAGCUGCUUUCGACACCGA